UGGGUCAAGUCAGAGCAAUGUCACGAGUAGCACGUGGGCAGCUGAAACUCCCAUCCAUACACAAAACUCCAAACUUUACCCACAUUUUUAAACAGUUUCAAUUCAAUUAUCCCACCUAACCAAUCCCAUCGCUUUCUUUUCAGUUUCAAUCUUUCAUUCUUUGUGGUUCAUUUCUCUCAGAAUCCACAAAGAAAAAUAAAAAAAUUUCAUUUCUGUGAGAUUCUCAGAAACCAAAUUCUUCUUCACCAACUCCUCCAAGAAUCAUGCAUGAGAAGAAUAUUGUAGAGGACGUUAUCAACGACUUCGUUGAUAACUUCACUGAGACAGUUCAGAAGAAAAAAAACGUUUCUUUCUUCGAACAAGAUGAUACCGUCUCUUCUCGUUUCAACCGCAUGUUCGGUCGGGAGAAGCCGAUCCAUCAUGUCUUAGGCGGUGGCAAAUCCGCUGAUGUGUUGUUGUGGAGGAACAAGAAGAUCUCCGCAAGUGUUCUGAUGGGAGCUACUGCAAUCUGGGUGCUUUUCGAGUGGAUCAACUUCCAUUUUCUCUCUCUCGUUUGUUACGGUCUCUUGCUUGGUAUGAUCGUGCAAUUCGUCUGGUCUAAUGCCUCAGGGGCUCUAAACCGCUCACAGUCUGGAGUGCCUCGCCUUGUUCUUCCAAAAGACUUCUUUGCUGAUGUUGGUGUGACCGUUGGAACAGAGGUUAACCGUGGUUUGAUGUUUCUUCAGGACUUGGCUUGUAGAGGGAGUUUGAAACAGUUCCUCAUGGCUGCGAUUGGACUAUGGCUAGCCGCAAUGAUCGGUAGCUGUUGCAACUUCCUAACUGUUUUGUAUAUUGGGUUUGUGGGAGCACACACAAUGCCGGUUCUGUAUGAGAGAUAUGAAGAUGAAGUUGAUGGUUUUGUUGAUUCUCUGCUAAUGAAGUUUCAUAGUCACUACAAGAAGAUGGAUACUGGCUUUCUCAGUCGAAUCCCAAGUGGAAGGUUUGGGUUCAAGAAGCAUGACUAAACCAACUUCCUUAUCUAAAUCUUUUCUUUCUUGUUUGAACAAUGGAUCAUGGUUUGUUCUUUGUUGUGUUAAUGUUUUGAGAAUACUCAUGUAGAUUUGUGUAUUGAAUCUUUUUAUUUUGUUGUUACAAACUUGUCUCCAUUGGUUUCCUUGUUUA
Molecule: messenger RNA, 1161 nt
Organism: Brassica rapa (field mustard)
Lineage: Eukaryota; Viridiplantae; Streptophyta; Magnoliopsida; Brassicales; Brassicaceae
Product: reticulon-like protein B8
Biological process (GO): response to bacterium
Source: RefSeq, a predicted model, not a curated record